AUGAAAUCAAAUAACAACAAAAAACCAUUAAAAGUAGAGAAAUCUUUAAAAAAAACUCAUAUUUCUGCAUGUGGUGUUACAACAUUAAAAGGUACAAGAUGUAUAAAGGAAAAAUUGUUUGGUUUAAAUACAUGUGCAACUCAUGAUCCAAGUUGUUUUUGUGGAAAAGAAAAUUUUAAAGGUGAGUUAUGUAAAGCAAGAAAAGGAAAAUGUAAAACCCAUGAUAACUAUGUUUCAGAAAAAAAAUCAGACAUUGUUUGUUUAGGAUCUUAUUCGAAUGGUGAAGAAUGUAUUAAUAAAGCUUUGAGGGGUUCUUAUUAUUGUGGUAUUCAUAAUAAAGAGGAGUUAGGUUUGAUUUGUGGAAGUACUCAUACUGCUUCAAAAAAAGGAUGUAAAUCAAAAGUUGUCCCAGGUGAAACAAGAUGCAGAGUCCAUUUGCAAUAUCAUUUAGAUGAAAAAAAAGGAAAAGAAAAAGAAACUAAAGAAAAGCAUUGUUUUGAGUCUUCUAAUGAUGAAUUUAGUGAUUAG
Messenger RNA from Dictyostelium purpureum, 528 nucleotides. RefSeq lists its product as uncharacterized. NCBI's taxonomy places the organism in Eukaryota, Evosea, Eumycetozoa, Dictyosteliales, Dictyosteliaceae. Bases 1 to 528 code for a protein of 175 amino acids. The transcript is spliced from 4 exons. The record is from RefSeq and is a predicted model, not a curated record.